Colletotrichum higginsianum IMI 349063 is the source of this 306-nucleotide messenger RNA. RefSeq lists its product as uncharacterized. The transcript has a single exon. The coding region runs from base 1 to 306 and encodes 101 amino acids. The record is from RefSeq and is a predicted model, not a curated record. Lineage: Eukaryota; Fungi; Ascomycota; Sordariomycetes; Glomerellales; Glomerellaceae.
AUGGCUGAGGCCUCGGCCAGCUUCACACGACACUCGCGAGCCUUCUCGGCCAGCGCCCGCAACGCCUUGGGCCACCAGCUCUCCAUGGGCCGCGAUGCUGCCGCGAUGCUCGCCAUCGAGACCCAGCUGCAGCAGCUGGGCAUGGAGCACAAUGAGCGACACGCGGAUACUGUACACAAGCAGGCGGAGGAGGAUGAUGGGUUGGUGAGGGAGGAGAAUGCGGUGGAAGAGGAAGAGGAAGAGGAGGGGUCGGGGAGGUGUUGGAUCAGGGAUCGGGAGGGCGACGCGGGCAACGUGGAUAUUUAG